CUCCCCUCCUCACGGAAGCGGGAUCCUCGCCCUCACCCCUCACGUUUUCCACUCCACCUCGCGCCCCGGCAACGGACGCCGACGCGCGGCAGACCCCCUCGCCGCCUUCCGCAGCCUUCCUCCCCUUCCGUUACUACUCGGGAGGCCAAGAAAAGGGGGGCGAGGGCGAGAGGGGCGCCCCGUCGAACCCUAAAUAUCUCCCAUUCUCUCCGCAGGCGGCGUCGUGUGUGGCAGCGGGAUCCGGUGCGCGCGCGCGAGUGGCGGAUUGCUUUGAGACCCUUGCGCCUGGCCGGAGGCAAGGGAGGAGGAGGAAGGGGAGCGGAUUGAGACUUGAGAGCGUGCGGGGAUGGCGGAGGUGUCGUCGGUGCUGGCCGCGGUGGCGGUCGUCGUGCUCGUGGCGCUGGCGGCGCACGAGUGGCUGCGGCGCGCGGAGGCGCGGAGGGAGGAGGUGCGGCGCCUCGCGUGGCUCGCCGCGGAGGAGGUGGAGAUCGCCGAGAGGGAAGAGGCCCACUACUACGGCCAGUACGGCGGGUUCGUGAGGGCGCCCGACCUGGCGGAGGCGCCCCUGCUGUGGGCAGCGCCAGCGGUAGCUCCGGCGCGGGAGGAAGUGGAGGAGGCUGCGGCGGCCUCCCCUCCGGCAGCGGCAGCGGUGGGGAAGGGAUGCUGUGCGGUGUGCGGCAGACCAACGACAUUCCGGUGCAAGCUAUGCAAGAGCGUCAAGUACUGCACCUUCAAAUGCCAGAUAGCUCAUUGGAGAAAAGGUCACAAAGAUGAAUGCCAUCUGCCAGGUGUUGGUGCCAGGCAAGACAAUACAAUAGAAAAUGUGAUGCCUGGAGUAGAGACAGCGGUUAAGGGUGUGCCAUAUGAUAAGGAAUCCAAUACUGCAGAGGCUUCUCAGUUUACUGGGCAGACAGAAUCUGUUGAUUGUUCAAGGCUUUCAAAUUCUAGUAAAGGUUGCAAAGUUCAUGACACUGCUGUUUGUGAAAAUUCUGGGUUGGAAUCUGAACUGGAGCAAUCCAACAAACAAGCUCUUGGUGCAGACAACGUAGAAGGCUCCAGACAUUUACCAUGCAUGCCAACUGUCGACAAAGUUCCUUCCACUCACAGUGGUGCAUAUCUUUUUGCACGUAACCCAUCUAAAAGGGCAGAUAAUCUUCCUGGUCCAUCUGUUAGAUCAGAGAGUGCAGGUGUGAUGCCAUAUAAUCCGUCAACAGAGAAGAAAAAUGCAAGGCAACAAACAGCUCCAAAAGUUGUGAGGCAUUAUUCAUCUGAAUUGACACUUUUUCCAUACAAACAUUUUGUCGACCUCUACAACUUCAAGAAGGUGGAACUGCAACCUUUUGGUCUUCAUAACCUUGGGAAUAGCUGCUAUGCAAAUGCUGUUCUUCAGUGCUUGGCAUUUACCCGACCACUUACAGCGUACCUUUUGGAAGGACAUCAUUCACGAAAUUGUUCUAAAAAGGAAUGGUGUUUCAUGUGUGAGCUGGAAAAACUCAUUGUAGAGGGCAAGCGUGGAAAAUCUCCCAUAUCACCUACUGGAAUACUAUCUCAUCUACUUGAGAUAGGGCGUAGCUUUGGCCCAGGUAGAGAAGAAGAUGCUCAUGAAUUUCUCAGGUAUGCAAUUGAUACUAUGCAAUCUGCUAGCAUGAAGGAAGCCAAGGAAAAUGGUGUCCAUCGGUUAGCUGAAGAAACAACACUGGUGCAAUUAAUAUUCGGGGGCUAUCUGCACUCUAAGAUAAAAUGCACAAAGUGUCAGGUCAGUUCAGAACAACAUGAACGUAUUUUGGAUCUAACUGUUGAAAUAGAUGGGGAUAUCAGUACCCUUGAAGAUGCACUUCGUCGGUUUACAUCUUCAGAAGUUUUAGAUGGUGAUAAUAGAUACCAUUGUAGCAGAUGCAAUUCAUAUGAGCAUGCCAGAAAGAAGUUGAAAAUAUCAGAAGCUCCCAAUAUCCUUACUAUUGCAUUGAAAAGAUAUCAGUCUGGUAAGUUUGGCAAGAUCAACAAGGUUGUAAGGUUCAAGGAGUACUUGAAUUUGUCCAACUACAUGAGUGCAACGGAUGAUUAUGCCCCCAUGUACAAGCUGUAUGCUGUGGUUGUCCAUCAUGAUGUUAUGAAUGCAGACAUUUCUGGCCAUUAUGUAUGUUAUGUCAAGGACCCGCAAGGGAAGUGGCACGAGAUGGAUGAUAGCAAGGUGAAACCUGUUUCUCUGGAAAAGGUCCUGUCAAAAUGUGCGUACAUGCUGCUUUAUGCAAGGUGUUCACCUCGUGCCCCAAGCUCUGUAAGGAAAGCAAUGGUUGCUCAUGAUCCAUCGCGCUCUAAGAAACCCAGGCAGAAGACACAUUCAGAACCAACAUCUUUGGGAGGAGGCAGUUACUUGAGCAGGCACCAAGGUGGGCACUUGUGUAAGGAUCACAUAAUGCACGACCUUACAUACACAUUGGAUACAUCCAAUGAUUUGUCAUACCGAGUACCGGGCUUUAGUCGAAGCAACAGCUCCUCGCUGUUAAGCAACUCUGAUGCAGGGUCAACCAGCACUUUCAGCAGUGAUAGCACUGACAGCACAAGGAACUCGACCAGCAUGGAGUAUGACUACAUAUUUGGAAACUUGGAUCAAAUGUGCGCAGUAAGCACUGCGGUUAUACCCGAGGAAGAUGAGCUUAGCUACUCGCGACAGAGGUCGAGCUUGAACUCUAGCUCUUCAGGUCAAGAUGUGGACCAAGUAGGUGAGUUUGCGCGGCAGUACCAACACAAGCAUCAAGCUGGCAGAGGGAUUUGGGAACAGGGUGGGGAGAACUCAUCCUUCUCCUAUACUGACCAAGGUAAACAUCAGGGUAGCAGCAGUAGUCGUAGUCUUAGUCUUAGUGGUAGUUGUAAGUUAACAGAGCAGCGUAGGACGACAGGGGGGCUGACCAUGUCCCUAGAGAGGUUUACUUAGGUCAAUUAGGAAGAGGACUGCCCAAUCAUUGUAUUGAUAUAGGUGGCUUGGGGCUGUAGAGAAAAGAUUAGUAAUUUAUCAUGUAUGAUUAUAUACCAUUGCAAUUAAAAAGGGGGGCGGUUCAUAAGAGGUGGUGUGCAUCUUGCUUCGUGGGAUUAAUGGGUUGGUAUCUGGGGCAAAGUACUCUCACCUGUAAGGUCGGCCAAAAUUCAUUUAUUUUUUGCCAAAAAAGAUUUAAGAAAGAAGGGUGAGUAGUGUUCGACUUACUCU
Molecule: messenger RNA, 3205 nt
Organism: Phragmites australis (common reed)
Lineage: Eukaryota; Viridiplantae; Streptophyta; Magnoliopsida; Poales; Poaceae
Product: ubiquitin carboxyl-terminal hydrolase 17-like
Exons: 11
Coding region: 347-2935 (862 amino acids)
Biological process (GO): protein deubiquitination
Cellular component (GO): cytosol; nucleus
Molecular function (GO): cysteine-type endopeptidase activity; cysteine-type deubiquitinase activity
Source: RefSeq, a predicted model, not a curated record